Molecule: messenger RNA, 1392 nt
Organism: Cantharellus anzutake
Lineage: Eukaryota; Fungi; Basidiomycota; Agaricomycetes; Cantharellales; Hydnaceae
Exons: 2
Coding region: 150-1322 (390 amino acids)
Source: RefSeq, a predicted model, not a curated record
UGCGAGAGUGAGCUGAAUUUGAAAUCCUUACAAAUGUUUGUUCGGACACUAGAAGCCGUGCGUUCAAUAUACUGCCUUGUCCCGCUGCGGUAUAAAGCUCACAAGCUGGGUGUCCAAAUCUCCAUUGUGCCUGCAUCAUCUCCGUCACAAUGGCAGCCGCUCUCAUCAGCUUUAUCCUCACCCAAAGCAUCCAUGCCGCACCGAUCUCUCAACAUCCCCCACCCAACAGUACAGAUUUCUCCAUAAAUUACUCGGAUGCGUGUAACGAUCUGCGCCACUGUCGGACUAUGUGGAGCAUGGUAUACAGCUGCCUCCUUACGAUAUUCGCUUGUGUUUGGACAGCACUCCAUCCAGAAGUGCCUGAGCAAUAUUCGGCUUGGUCGUUUGAGCGUGGUUCUCGUAACCUUGAAAUGAUUUUGACGUUGGUUUCGCCGGAGCUGGCUGUUAGGGCUGCAUGGACUGAGUUCUCCAAGGCAUGGAGAAUAUCUCAAAAGUGUGCUGGAAUUCAAGGAUGGACACUCACCCAUUCAUAUUUUGUUAUUAUGAGUGGCUUCUUCGACUCUUCCAAACAAAAACUAGUGAAGCCAGAUGGAAAUGAAGAUCCUUCUACUCUGUUCGAGAAAUAUCCCGGCAUAAUCGACAAGUCGGGAGGUCAGAGAAAGGUCGCAGUAACAAGGGAGGGGGUCCUCGACAGAAGCAAAGGCAGCUUUUUUUCAAAGUCCAUUGUCAUCCUCCAGUUACUGUGGUUCACCACUCAGUAUGUUGGACGGUGGGCAAGUCAUCUCCCCAGGUCACAACUGGAAGCGAUGACUCUUGCUUAUGCGGCACUCAGCAUCUUUGUUUCUGCUUUGUGGUGGCACAAACCACUGGACGUCCAUUUUUCGAUCGAUGUGACGGAAGAGACUGAGCCCAAUCCCUCGAGUUCCGAAGCCGUCACUGAUCCAGUACUGCCCAAAACGGAGAACGCGUCAAAUCCGAUUUCCCCUGCAGCGAAGAUCAUGGAGGCAAAUCCCGUAUGGAUAUUUUUAGUCACUGGUAUUAUUUUUGGUGGGAUUCAUUGCCUCGCAUGGUCAUAUCCAUUUCCGACGCGUGUGGAGAAACUUUUGUGGCGCAUAUCUGCGAUAAUUAUUACUGUGGGCCCUGGCCCUUUGGGGUGGGCCUUAGUCAGCAGUGCAAAGAGAAGUGAGUCCCUUUUAACUCUCUUCAUGCUUUUUUAUGCUAUUGCUCGGAUUAUCCUGUUCACUCUCACAUUUACGUCUUUGCGAUCUCCACCCCCCGACCUUUACCGAACUACAUCCUGGACGUCUUUCAUCCCCACCUAGGAUAGCAUAAUCGUAGACACAUAGUAUUGUCGCUCUGCGUAAUGAGAAACAGUAAGAUUGUAGUAUUGGG